GAAGAGGCAACUUUCCCAACUUUUUCUGUGGGUACAACCAUCAGGAAACCGACGUCCAGCGUGAAUAAACACGCACAUACUGUACGUAUCAAACUAAACAAUUGUAAAAGGGUGAUCGGUACUUGCUCGUUUCAAAUAGGUUUCAUCUGAAAUCAAUGACAUCGUUCGUAGCGAGUAAAAACGAUAGAUUGUGUUGUGCUUAAGGUGGAUUAGCCGGUUAGCUAAACGUGCAUGAGUUGAGUUUGUCUUCACUGUGGAAUAAAAUUGUGGAGUAUGGACAAUGAUGGCGUUUACGUCCGCGAGAAAGGUGUCCUCCGGCGUGUCAGCGAGGUCGUCCUUUCGCAGCCAAAGCCAGUGUCUUCUUCAUGUAGAAGGACAAAUCCGUUUGUGCCGAAAAAGGAACAUUUUAUAUUCACCUACAACGCGGAGGGAAGUCUGAGAUACUCCACCAAAUCUCUCUUUGACAUCACCCUGUUGUUCGUCGCUGACAACAUUCACCACGUGGACUCUUUAGUAGGUUUCCCAGAGCAAGUGGGAGACAGGCUUUUUGCAGCAGCAGAAGAGAAUCGUGUGUUUGUGAACACAGACAUUUCUCCAAAAGCCCUGCAGUUAUUCGGUGAUGCUUAUGGGCAGAUGGUGCUUGGAUCCCUCUGUCUACGAAACAGGUUCCCCCUCUUGCACGAGAGGAUGGAUGAAAUAAAAACAUUCCACAGUUUGAAGUCCUUGGAUUUGUUCGGCUGCAGAUUGGAUGAUGACCACGAGAUAUUCCAGCAUCUAACAUCUACCUCAUUGGCAAACAGCCUGACUCAUCUUUUUAUUGGUGGCAACAGCCUCUCUGAUGUUGGAUUACAAAGACUGACAGCACCUAUCCGGAUAUUGAGGAAGGGACUGGACUGUCUUCAGCUCCUGGAUGUUUCCUAUAAUCCUAUCUCAGAAAGGGCCCUCAGAUACCUCACAUGCCUGCCCAAACUUGAAAAGCUCGAUGUAUCUGGCACCAGGUUGAAGUUUGGUGCAGGUUUGAAGAAGACGAUAUUGAAAGUGUUGGGACUCAUUUAUUCAGAGGAACCACUGGAUGCCUUUGAUCACUCGAGGUGUAAAACUGAAGGCUGGGCAGAGCAGGUCAUAAAUCAGUGGGAAACAAAUAGUUUGCAAAUGCCAAAACAGAAGAAAAUCGAAGCAUCAAGAACAUCAGCGCUUCGCUUUUUUGGGAGGCAGAAGUUUGUCAGAGAAGUCCUAAAAGCAGCACCCCUGGUAUGUGACAGUGCAGAUGAGGCCAAGAGUGAUAGACUGCAUUUCUACAGACCAGCAGCCAAUAAUCAUACACCUGAGAAUCAGGAUCCUUUUAAGGAAAACCAUCGAGUGAAGAAUUCCUGUCAGGGUGUCAAAAAAAGACCUCACCAGUCAGAUGGGUGUGACGGCGAACAUCGUAGCCCUCCGACAAAACGAUUGCCUUCCUCAGCUCUCACUGCAGAGGACGUUGACUUGUUGAACAGCUACUGAUUUAUGCAGCGCUCUGGUGUUCAGCAGAACAGUUACUGAUUAUAUUUAUGCUCAAGAUGAUUGACACUGGUUAACUAUUAACACUUUGUCUUGGAUACAGGUGACAUUUUGGGUAUCAUUUUAUAAAUAAAGUUACUUCUUUUGCACA
Messenger RNA from Solea senegalensis (Senegalese sole), 1648 nucleotides. It is a transcript of the gene lrrc42, whose product is annotated as leucine rich repeat containing 42. Bases 274 to 1500 code for a protein of 408 amino acids. The transcript is spliced from 7 exons. Gene Ontology annotation, molecular function: protein binding. Lineage: Eukaryota; Metazoa; Chordata; Actinopteri; Pleuronectiformes; Soleidae. The record is from RefSeq and is a predicted model, not a curated record.